Chrysochloris asiatica (Cape golden mole) is the source of this 16578-nucleotide messenger RNA. RefSeq names its product lysine (K)-specific methyltransferase 2D (gene KMT2D). The record is from RefSeq and is a predicted model, not a curated record. Gene Ontology annotation, biological process: positive regulation of transcription by RNA polymerase II. Gene Ontology annotation, cellular component: MLL3/4 complex; nucleus. Gene Ontology annotation, molecular function: histone binding; histone H3K4 methyltransferase activity; transcription coactivator activity. The transcript is spliced from 54 exons. Bases 1 to 16578 code for a protein of 5525 amino acids. NCBI's taxonomy places the organism in Eukaryota, Metazoa, Chordata, Mammalia, Afrosoricida, Chrysochloridae.
AUGGACAGCCAGAAGCCGUCUGGUGAGGAUAAAGAUUCAGAACCAGCAGCUGAUGGACCUGCAGCCUCUGAGGAAUCAGGUGCCACUGAGCCAGACCUUUCCAACACACAUGUGGUGGAGGUCUCUGUCCCCAGUUCUGGGGGUCCCAGGCUCCGGGAACCAUCCCAGGACUGCAGUGAGGGUCCAGUGCGGCGUUGUGCUCUUUGUAACUGUGGGGAGCCCAGUUUGCAUGGGCAGCGAGAACUACGGCGCUUUGAGUUGCCAUUUGACUGGCCACGGUGUCCAGUGGUGUCGCCAGGGGGGGACCCAGGGACCGAUGAAGCAGCAUUGCCCAGUGAAGACCUGUCACAGAUUGGUUUCCCUGAAGGCCUGACACCUGCUCAUCUAGGAGAACCUGGAGGGCCCUGCUGGGCUCACCAUUGGUGUGCUGCGUGGUCAGCAGGCGUCUGGGGACAGGAGGGCCCAGAACUAUGUGGUGUGGACAAGGCCAUCUUCUCAGGGAUCUCACAGCGCUGCUCCCACUGCACCAGGCUCGGUGCCUCCAUCCCUUGCCGCUCACCCGGAUGUUCACGGCUUUACCACUUCCCCUGCGCGACUGCCAGCGGUUCCUUCUUAUCCAUGAAGACACUGCAGCUGCUAUGCCCAGAGCACAGUGAGGGGGCCGCACACCUGGAGGAGGCUCGUUGUGCAGUGUGUGAGGGGCCAGGGGAAUUGUGUGACCUGUUCUUCUGUACCAGCUGUGGGCAUCACUAUCACGGGGCCUGCCUGGAUACUGCUCUGACUGCCCGUAAGCGUGCUGGCUGGCAGUGCCCUGAAUGCAAAGUGUGCCAAGCCUGCAGGAAACCUGGGAAUGACUCUAAGAUGUUGGUGUGUGAGACAUGUGACAAAGGAUACCAUACCUUCUGCCUAAAACCACCCAUGGAGGAACUGCCUGCUCACUCUUGGAAGUGUAAGGCGUGCCGGGUAUGCCGGGUCUGUGGGGCAGGCUCAGCUGAGCUGAGUCCGAGCUCAGAAUGGUUUGAGAACUACUCACUCUGUCACCGCUGUCACAAAGCCCAGGGAGGUCAGCCUGUUGGUCCUGUUGCGGAGCAGCAUCCCCUUGUCUGUAGCCGAUUGUCAUCCCCAGAGCCUGGUGAUACCCCCACUGCUGAGCCCAACGCUUUGUACAUUGCAUGCCAAGGGCAGCCAAAGGGUGGGCAUGCGACCUCUAUGCAAUCCAAGGAACCGGGGCCCCUGCAAUGUGAAGCUAAACCACUAGGGAGAACAGGGGCCCAACUUGAGCCCCAGUUGGAGGCCCCCCUAAAUGAGGAGAUGCCACUGCUGCCCCCACCUGAGGAGUCACCCCUGUCCCCACCACCAGAGGAAUUACCCACAUCCCCACCGCCUGAGGCAUCGCGCCUGUCCCCACCGCCUGAGGAAUCACCCCUCUCUCCACCGCCUGAAGAGUCUCCUCUGUCUCCUCUACCUGCAUCAUCACCCCUUUCUCCACUUGAGGAGUCACCUUUCUCUCCACCAGAGGUGUCUCCUCCAUCCCCCCCAGUUGAGACAGCCCUGUCCCCACCACCUGAAGCAUCCCCCCUGUCCCCACCAUUUGAGGAGUCUCCUCUGUCCCCCCCACCUGAGGAAUUGCCUACUUCCCCACCCCCUGAAGCAUCUCGCAUCUUUCCACCUCCUGAGGAGUCACCCAUGUCUCCUCCACCUGAAGAAUCACCCAUGUCUCCACCACCUGAGGCAUCUCGUCUCUUCCCACCAUUUGAAGAAUCUCCUCUCUCCCCUCCACCUGAGGAGUCUCCUCUCUCCCCACCACCUGAGGCAUCACGUCUGUCCCCACCACCUGAGGACUCUCCCAUGUCCCCACCACCUGAAGACUCACCUAUGUCCCCCCCACCUGAGGUGUCAUGCCGGUCCCCCCUGCCUGAGGUGUCACGCCUGUCUCCACCACCUGAGGAAUCGCCCCUGUCCCCACCACCUGAGGAAUCUCCCACAUCCCCUCCACCUGAGGCUUCGCGCCUGUCCCCGCCACCUGAGGACUCACCCACGUCCCUGCCACAUGAAGACUCACCUGCUUCCUCACCACCAGAGGACUUACUCACGUCCCUGCCACUGGAAGAGUCACCUCUGUUGCCACUGCUUGAGGAGCCGCGUCUCUGCCUGCGGCCUGAGGAGCUGCACCUGUCUCCUACACCUGAAGAGCUGCGCCUGUUCCCCGCAUCUGAGGAGCCGCGCCUGUCCCCUGCGCCCAAGGAGCCGCGCCUGUCCCCCGCACCCGAGGAGCCAUGCCUGUCCCCCGCGCCCAAGGAGCCGCAUCUGUCCCCCGUGCCCGAGGAGCCGCACCUGUCCCCUGUGACUGAGGAGCUGAAUCUUUCCCCUCGGCCGGAGGAGUUGUGUCUGUCCCCUCAGCCUGAAGAGCCUCACCUGUCCCCUGUAUCUGAGGAGCCAUGCCUGUCCACUGUACCUAAAGAGCCACACUUGUCCCCCCAGCCUAAGGAGCCCCUUCCAGGCUCAUGCCCUGCAUCUGAGGAGUUGCCCUUGUUACCCCCUCCUGGGAAACCACCAUCAUCUCCUUUGCUUGGAGAGUCUGCCCUGUCUGAGCCUGGGGAGCCACCUCUGUCCCCUCUACCUGAGGAUCUGCCUAUGUCCCCUUCUGGGGAGCCAUCCUUGUCACCUCAGCUAAUACCAUCAGAUCCUCUUCCUCCUCCACUCUCACCCAUUAUCCCAGCAACGGCCCCACCAGCCCUGUCUCCUUUGGGAGAGUUAGAGUACCCCUUUGGUGCCAAAGGAGACAGUGACUCUGAGUCACCAUUGGCUGCCCCCAUCCUAGAGACACCCAUCAGCCCGCCACCGGAAGCAAAUUGCACUGAUCCUGAACCUGUACCGCCAAUGAUCCUUCCCCCAUCUCCAAGCUCCCCAAUGGGACCGGCUUCUCCCAUCCUGAUGGAGUCCCUUCCUCCUCAGUGCUCUCCACUCCUCCAGCAUCCCCUGCCUCCCCAAAGCUCCCCUCCUUCCCAGUGCUCGCCUCCUGCUCUGCCACUGUCUAUCCCCUCCCCACUGAGUCCCAUGGAGAAGACUGUGGAGGUCUUAGAUAAGGCUGAGCCAUACGAGAUGGAGAUUGAGAAGAUCCCGGAACCUGAGUGCCCAGCCUUGGAGCCCAGCCCUACCAGCCCUCUCCCCUCUCCCAUGGGAGACCUUUCCUGCCCUGCACCCAGCCCUGCCCCAGUGCUAGAUGACUUCUCUGGCCUGGGGGAAGACACAGCCCCUCUGGAUGGGACUGAUGUUCCUGGCUCACAGCCAGAAGCUGGACAGACCCCUGGUAGUUCAAUGGCUUGUGAACUUAAGGGUUCCCCCGUGCUCCUGGACACCGAGGAGCUGGCCCCUGUGACCCCUAUGGAGGUCUAUGGCCCAGAAUGCAAGCAGGCAGGGCAGAGCUCCCCCUGUGAGAUGCAGGAGGAGCCACGUGCACCCGUGGCCCCCACCCCUCCAGCUCUCAUCAAAUCCGACAUCGUUAAUGAGAUCUCCAAUCUGAGUCAGGGUGAUGCCAGUGCUAGUUUUCCUGGCUCAGAGCCCUUGCUGGGAUCUCCUGACCCCGAGGGGGGUGGCUCCCUGUCCAUGGAGCUGGGAGUAUCUACAGAUGUUAGCCCAGCCCGAGAUGAGGGCUCUUUGCGGCUCUGUACUGACUCGCUGCCAGAGACUGAUGACUCGCUAUUGUGUGAAGCUGGGACAACUGUCAGCGGAGGCAAAGCUGAGGGGGACAAGGGGAGGCGGCGCAGUUCCCCUGCCCGUUCCCGCAUCAAGCAGGGGCGAAGCAGUAGUUUCCCAGGAAGACGCCGGCCGCGUGGAGGAGCACAUGGAGGACGUGGGAGAGGACGGGCCCGGCUAAAAUCAACUACUUCUUCCAUUGAGACUCUGGUAGUUGCUGAUAUCGAUAGCUCUCCCAGCAAGGAGGAAGAAGAAGAAGAUGAUGACACCAUGCAAAAUACCGUGGUUCUCUUCUCCAACACGGACAAAUUUGUCCUAAUGCAGGAUAUGUGUGUGGUAUGUGGCAGCUUUGGCCGGGGUGCAGAGGGCCACCUCCUUGCCUGUUCCCAGUGUUCCCAGUGCUAUCAUCCUUACUGUGUUAACAGCAAGAUCACCAAAGUGAUGCUGCUGAAGGGCUGGAGGUGCGUGGAGUGUAUUGUGUGUGAGGUGUGCGGCCAGGCCUCUGACCCCUCACGCUUGCUGCUCUGUGAUGACUGUGACAUUAGCUACCACACAUACUGCCUGGACCCCCCACUGCUCACCGUGCCCAAAGGUGGCUGGAAGUGCAAGUGGUGUGUCUCCUGUAUGCAGUGUGGGGCUGCUUCCCCUGGCUUCCACUGCGAGUGGCAGAAUAGUUACACACACUGUGGACCCUGUGCUAGCCUGGUGACUUGUCCUGUCUGUCAUGCCCCAUACGUGGAAGAGGACCUGCUAAUCCAGUGUCGCCACUGUGAACGGUGGAUGCAUGCUGGCUGUGAGAGUCUCUUCACAGAGGAAGAGGUGGAGCAGGCUGCAGAUGACGGUUUUGACUGUGUCUCCUGCCAGCCCUAUGUGAUAAAGCCUGCAGCACCUGUUGCACCUCCAGAGUUGGUACCUAUGAAGGUGAAAGAGCCAGAGCCUCAGUACUUUCGUUUUGAGGGUGUAUGGCUGACAGAAACUGGCAUGGCUGUGCUGCGUAACCUGACCAUGUCACCUCUACACAAGAGGCGCCAGCGGAAGGGACGGCUAGGCCUUCCAGGCGAGGGUGGGCUGGAAGGUUCUGAGCCCUCAGAUGCCACUGGCCCUGAUGACAAGAAGGAUGGGGACCUGGACGCUGAUGAGCUUAUCAAGGGUGAAGGUGGUGUGGAACACAUGGAGUGCGAAAUUAAAUUGGAGGGUCCCGGAAGCCCUGAGGCGGAGCCUGGCAAGGAGGAGACUGAGGAAAGCAAAAAACGCAAGCGCAAACCAUAUCGGCCUGGCAUUGGUGGCUUUAUGGUGCGACAGCGAAAGUCCCACACACGUGUGAAAAAGGGCCCUGCGGCCCAGGCGGAAGUGUUGAGUGGUGAUGGGCAGCCUGAUGAGGUGAUGCCUGUUGACCUGCCUGCAGAGGGCUCCGUGGAGCAGAGCUUAGCUGAUGGGGAUGAGAAGAAAAAGCAGCAGCGACGAGGGCGCAAGAAGAGCAAAUUAGAGGACAUGUUCCCUGCUUACCUGCAGGAAGCCUUCUUUGGGAAGGAGCUGCUGGACCUGAGCCGUAAGGCCCUUUUUGCUGUUGGGGUGGGCCGGUCAACCUUUGGACUAGGAAUUCCAAAAACCAAGGGAGAUGGAUGCCCAGAAAGGAAGGAGCCCCCCACCUUGCAGAAAGGAGAUGAUGGUCCAGAUGUUGCAGAUGAAGAAUCACGUGGCCUCGAGGGCAAAGCUGAUACACCAGGACCUGAGGAUGGGGGCGUAAAGGCAUCCCCAGUGCCCAGUGAUCCCGAGAAGCCAGGCACCCCUGGUGAAGGGAUGCUUAGCUCUGAUUUAGACAGGAUCCCCACAGAAGAAUUGCCCAAGAUGGAAUCCAAAGACCUGCAGCAGCUCUUCAAGGAUGUUCUGGGUUCCGAACGAGAGCAGCAUCUAGGUUGUGGAACCCCUGGCCUGGAUGGCAGCCGCACACCCCUGCAGAGGCCCUUUGUCCAAAGUGGACUUCCUUUGGGUAAUAUCCCUUCCAACAGCCCGAUGGACUCCUACCCUGGCCUCUGCCAGUCUCCAUUCCUGGAUAGUAGGGAGCGCGGGGGCUUCUUUAGCCCGGAACCCGGUGAGCCAGACAGCCCGUGGACGGGUUCAGGGGGCACCACACCCUCCACUCCUACCACCCCCACCACAGAGGGUGAGGGCGAUGGGCUCUCCUAUAACCAGCGGAGUCUUCAGCGAUGGGAGAAAGACGAGGAAUUGGGCCAGCUCUCCACCAUCUCGCCUGUGCUCUAUGCCAACAUUAACUUUCCCAAUCUCAAGCAAGAUUACCCAGACUGGUCUAGUCGAUGCAAACAAAUCAUGAAGCUUUGGAGAAAGGUUCCAGCUGCUGACAAAGCCCCCUACCUGCAAAAGGCCAAAGAUAACCGGGCGGCUCACCGCAUUAACAAGGUGCAGAAGCAGGCUGAGAGCCAGAUCAACAAGCAGACCAAGGUGGGCGACACAGCCCGUAAGACUGACCGACCGGCCCUACAUCUCCGCAUUCCCCCCCAGCCAGGGGCACUGGGCAGUCCGCCCCCUGCUGCUGCCCCCACCAUUUUCAUUGGCAGUCCCACUACCCCCGCUGGCUUGUCUACCUCUGCGGACGGGUUCCUGAAGCCACCGGCAGGCACAGUGCCCGGCCCCGACUCGCCCGGUGAGCUCUUCCUCAAGCUCCCGCCCCAGGUGCCCGCCCAAGUGCCUUCGCAGGACCCCUUUGGACUGGCCCCCACCUACGCCCUGGAACCCCGCUUCCCCACAGCACCACCUGCCUAUGCCCCCUAUCCUAGCCCGACUGGGGCCCCUGCACAGCCCCCGACGAUGGGCACCUCAUCUCGUCCUGGGACUGGUCAGCCAGGGGAAUUCCACACGACUCCACCCGGCACUCCCCGACACCAGCCUUCCACACCUGAUCCCUUCCUCAAACCCCGCUGCCCCUCAAUGGACAACCUGGCUGUGCCUGAGAGCCCAGGGGUAGGGGUAGGCAAGGCUUCUGAGCCCCUGCUCUCACCCCCGUCUUUUGGGGAGUCCCGGAAGGCACUAGAGGUGAAGAAGGAAGAGCUUGGGGCAGCCUCUCCUAGCUAUGGGCCCCCAAACCUGGGUUUUGUUGACUCACCCUCCUCAGGCCCCCACCUAGGUGGCCUGGAAUUAAAGGCACCUGAUGUCUUCAAAGCCCCUCUUACCCCUCGGGCAUCUCAGGUAGAGCCCCAGAGCCCGGGCUUAGGCCUACGACCCCAGGAGCCGCCCCCUGCCCAGACUUUGGCCCCUUCUCCCCCAAGCCACCCGGACGUCUUUCGCCCUGGCUCUUACCCUGACCCCUAUGCCCAGCCCCCACUGACUCCUCGGCCCCAGCCACCACCUCCUGAGAGCUGUUGUGCCCUGCCCCCUCGCUCCCUGCCCUCUGACCCUUUCUCCCGAGUUCCUGCGAGUCCUCAGUCCCAGUCCAGUUCCCAGUCUCCAUUGACACCCCGUCCUCUGUCUGCUGAGGCUUUCUGUCCUUCCCCUGUUACCCCUCGCUUCCAGUCCCCUGACCCUUAUUCUCGCCCACCCUCACGCCCUCAGUCCCGUGACCCAUUUGCUCCAUUGCAUAAGCCACCCCGACCCCAACCCCCUGAAGUUGCCUUCAAGGCUGGACCUCUAGCCCACACUCCGCUGGGGGCUGGGGGCUUCCCAGCAGCCCUGCCUUCAGGGCCAGCAGGUGAGCUCCAUGCCAAGGUCCCAAGUGGGCAGCCCCCUAAUUUUGCCCGGUCUCCUGGGACAGGUGCAUUUGUGGGCACCCCCUCUCCGAUGCGUUUCACUUUCCCUCAGGCAGUAGGGGAGCCUUCCCUAAAGCCCCCUGUCCCUCAGCCUGGCCUCCCCCCACCCCAUGGGAUCAAUAGCCAUUUGGGACCUGGAACCACCUUGGGCAAGCCCCAAAGCACAAGCUACGCAGUAGCCACGGGGAACUUCCACACAUCAGGCAGCCCCUUAGGGCCCAGCAGUGGGUCCACAGGAGAGGGCUAUGGGCUGUCCCCACUACGCCCCCCGUCAGUCCUGCCACCACCUACACCCGAUGGAUCCCUUCCCUACCUGUCCCAUGGAGUCUCACAGCGGGCAGGGAUCACCUCUCCAGCUGAGAAACGAGAAGACCCAGGGGCUGGAAUGGGCAGCUCCCUAGCAGCACCUGAACUCCCAGGUAGUCAGGAUCCCAGCGUGCCCAGUCUCAGCCAGACAGAACUGGAGAAGCAACGGCAGCGCCAGCGACUGCGGGAGCUGCUGAUUCGGCAGCAGAUCCAGCGCAACACCCUGCGGCAGGAGAAGGAAACAGCUGCAGCCGCUGCAGGAGCAGUGGGGCCCCCAGGCAGCUGGGGUGCAGAUCCCAGCAGUCCUGCCUUUGAGCAGCUGAGUCGAAGCCAAACUCCCUUCGCUGGGACCCAGGACAAGAGCAGCCUUGUGGGACUGCCCCAGAGCAAGCUAGGUGGCCCUGUCUUGGGGCCAGGGGCCUUCCCCAGUGAUGACCGACUUUCCCGGCCACCUCCACCAGCCACCCCUUCCUCUAUGGAUGUGAACAGCCGGCAACUGGUAGGAGGCUCCCAAGCCUUCUAUCAGCGAGCUCCCUACCCUGGGCCCCUGCCCUUACAACAACAGCAGCAGCAGCAACUGUGGCAGCAACAGCAGCAGCAGCAGCAGCAGCAGCAGGUCACAGCAACAACCUCCAUGAGACUUGCAAUGUCCACUCGCUUCCCGUCAACUCCUGGGCCUGAACUUGGCCGCCAAACCCUAGGUUCUCCCUUGACAGGAGUUCCCACCCGCUUGCCUGGACCCGGUGAGCCAGUGCCUGGUCCAUCUGGUCCGGCCCAGUUUAUUGAGUUGCGGCACAAUGUGCAGAAAGGACUAGGACCUGGGGGGCCUCCAUUCCCUGGCCAGGGGCCCCCUCAGAGGCCCCGUUUUUAUGCUGUAAAUGAAGACCCUCACCGCCUGGCUCCUGAAGGACUUCGUGGCCUGGCAGUAUCCGGGCUUCCUCCACAGAAACCCUCAGCCCCAUCAGUCACUGAAUUGAACAAUAGCCUCCAUCCCACGCCCCACACCAAGGGCCCCACCCUGUCCUCUGGCUUGGAGCUGGUUAACCGGCCCCCUUCGAACACUGAACUGAGCCGUCCCCCUCCUCUGGCCCUGGAAGCUGGAAAGCUACCUUGUGAGGAUUCUGAGCUGGACGAUGACUUUGAUGCCCACAAGGCCCUAGAGGAUGAUGAGGAGCUUGCUCACCUGGGCUUGGGAGUGGAUGUGGCCAAGGGUGAUGAUGAACUCGGCACCCUGGAAAACCUGGAGACUAAUGACCCCCAUCUAGAUGACCUGCUCAAUGGAGAUGAGUUUGACCUACUAGCCUAUACGGACCCUGAGCUGGACACUGGGGACAAGAAGGACAUUUUCAAUGAGCAUCUGAGGCUGGUAGAGUCAGCCAACGAGAAGGCUGAGCGAGAGGCCCUGCUACGGGUGGUGGAGCCAGGACCCAUGGGCCCUGAGGAACGUCCUGCCCCUACCCCUGCUCCUGCUCCUGAUGCCUCUGAGUCCCGUAUGGCACCGGUACUCCCUGAAGUGAAAACCAAGGUGGAGGAGGGUGGGCGCCACCCUUCCCCUUGCCAGUUCACCAUUACCACCCCCAAGGUAGAGCCAGCACCAUCCACCACUCCUCUGUGUCUAGGGCUGAAGCCAGGACAGAGUGUGAUGGGCAGCCGGGACACACGGAUGGGUUCAGGGCCAUUUUCCAGCAGUGGGCACACAGGUGAAAAGGGUCCCUUUGGGGCUACAGGAGGACCACCAGCUCACCUGCUGACCCCCAGUCCAUUGAGUGCUUCAGGAGGGUCUUCUCUGCUAGAAAAGUUUGAGCUGGAGAGUGGAGCCCUUGCCUUGCCCAGUGGACACACAGCACCUGGGGAUGAGCUGGACAAGAUGGAGAGCUCACUGGUGGCCAGUGAGCUGCCCCUGCUCAUUGAGGAUCUUUUGGAGCAUGAGAAGAAGGAACUGCAGAAGAAGCAGCAGCUUUCAGCCCAGCUGCAGCCUGGCCCACAGCAACAGCAGCAGCAUUCCCUACUGUCCACAUCAGGCUCUGCCCAGGCCAGGCCUUUGCCACAUGAGGGCUCUUCUCCCAGUUUGGCUGGACCUCAACAGCAGCUUGCCCUGGGUCUUGGAGGUGCCCGACAGCCAGCCUUGGCCCAACCACUGAUGCCCACCCAGCCACCAGCUCAUUCUCUCCAACAGCGCCUGGCCCCAUCGAUGACCAUGGCACCUAACCAAGGACAUAUGCUAAGUGGACAGCAUGGAGGGCAAGCGGGAUUGGUACCCCAGCAGAACCCACAGUCAGUGCUGACCCAGAAGCCUAUGGGCACUAUGCCACCUUCCAUGUGCAUGAAGCCCCAGCAACUGGCGAUGCAACAGCAGCUGGCUAACAGCUUCUUCCCAGAUACAGACCUGGACAAGUUUGCUGCAGAAGAUAUUAUUGAUCCCAUUGCAAAGGCCAAGAUGGUGGCUUUGAAAGGCAUCAAGAAAGUGAUGGCUCAGGGCAGCAUUGGGGUGGCACCUGGUAUGAAUAGGCAGCAAGUGUCACUGCUAGCUCAGCGGCUCUCAGGGGGGCCUAGCAAUGACCUGCAGAACCAUGUAGCAGCUGGGAGUAGCCAGGAGCGGAGUACCAGUGACCCCUCCCAGCCUCGGCCUAACCCGCCCACUUUUGCUCAGGGGGUGAUCAAUGAAGCUGACCAGCGGCAGUACGAGGAGUGGCUAUUCCACACCCAGCAGCUCCUACAGAUGCAGCUGAAGGUGCUAGAGGAGCAGAUUGGUGUGCACCGAAAGUCACGGAAGGCUCUGUGUGCCAAGCAGCGCACCGCCAAAAAGGCUGGCCGUGAGUUUCCAGAGGCUGACGCUGAGAAGCUCAAGCUAGUCACAGAACAACAGAGCAAGAUCCAGAAACAGCUGGAUCAGGUCCGAAAACAACAGAAGGAGCACACAAAUCUCAUGGCAGAAUAUCGGAAUAAGCAGCAGCAGCAGCAGCAGCAGCAGCAGCAGCAGCAGCAGCAGCAGCAGCACUCAGCUGUGCUGGCCCUGAGCCCUUCCCAGAGUCCCCGACUACUCACCAAGCUCCCUGGUCAGCUGCUCCCAGGCCAUGGGCUGCAGCCACCUCAGGGACCCCUGGGUGGGCAAGCUGGAGGUCUUCGCCUACCCCCUGGGGGCAUGGCAUUAUCUGGACAACCAGGCGGCCCCUUCCUCAAUACGGCCAUGACCCAACAGCAGCAACAGCAACAUUCUGGUGGGGCUGGGGCCCUGGCUGCACCAUCUGGUGGUUUCUUCCCUGGAAACCUUGCUCUUCGGGGCCUGGGACCAGAUUCAAGGAUCUUACAGGAAAGGCAGCUGCAACUACAGCAGCAACGCAUGCAGCUGGCUCAGAAACUGCAGCAGCAGCACCAGCAGCAGCAGCAGCACCAGCACCUUCUAGGACAGGUCCCGCAACAGCAGCAGCAGGGCCCAGGGGUGCAGGUGAACCAGGCCCUGGGUCCUAAGCCCCAGGGACUUCUGCCUCCCAACAGCCAUCAAGGUCUCCUGGUCCAACAGCUGUCCCCGCAGCCACCUCAGGGGCCCCAAGGCAUGCUGGGCCCUGCCCAGGUGGCAGUGUUGCAGCAGCAGCACCAGCAACAGCAGCAUCCUGGAGCUUUGGGACCCCAGGGCCCUCAUAGACAGGUACUUCUGAGCCAGCCUCGGGUGCUGAGUUCCCCCCAGCUGGCACAGCAGGGUCAAGGCCUUAUGGGACAUCGGUUGGUCACAUCCCAGCAGCAGCAGCAACAACAGCAGGGAUCCAUGGCAGGGCUCUCCCAUCUCCAGCAGGGUCUGAUACCACACAGUGGGCAGCAUAAACUUAGCACACAGCCCAUGGGCUCCUUACAACCGCAGCAGCUUCAGCAACACCAGUUUCAACAGCAACAACUUCAACAGCAGCAGCAACUGCAACAACAACAACAACAACUGCAGCAACAACAACUGCAGCAACAACAGCAGCAGCUGCAACAACAGCAGCUGCAACAACAACAGCAGCAAUUACAGCAGCAGCAACUGCAACAGCAGCAGCAGCAGCUGCAUCAACAGCAGCACCAACAGCUGCAUCAGCAGCAGCACCAGGUACAGCAACAGCAGCAACAGCAGCAAAUGGGCCUCUUGAACCAGAGUCGAACUUUACUGUCUCCUCAGCAGCAGCAGCAGCAGCAGCAGGUGACACUAGGCCCUGGCAUGCCAGCCAAGCCUCUUCAACACUAUUCUAGCCCCGGAGCCCUGGGCCCAACCCUCCUCCUGGCGGGCAAGGAACAAGGCAUUGCAGAGACAGCUCUUCCUCCAGAGGUCACUGAGGGACCCUCAACACAUCAGGGAGGCCCAUUAGCAAUAGGGACAACAACUGAAUCAGUGGCCACUGAACCAGGGGAGGUAAAGCCCUCACUCUCUGGGGACUCACAACUCUUGCUAGUUCAACCCCAGGCCCAGCCUCAGCCCAACUCCUUGCAGCUACAGCCACCUCUGAGGCUCCCAGGACAACAACAGCAGCAAGUUAACUUAGUCCACACUGCAGGUGGGGGAAGCCAUGGGCAGAUAAGCAGUGGAUCAUCUUCUGAUGCCUCAUCUAUGCCCCACCUACUGUCCCAACCCUCUGUUUCCUUAGGGGAGCAGUCUGGACCCAUAACCCAGAAUCUUAUGGGUCCCCAGCAUCCCCUUGGGCUAGAGCGACCCAUGCAAAGUAAUGUAGGGCUACAGCCUCCCAAACCAGGACCUGCCCCCCCAUCUGGGCAGGGCCUACCUGGGGCUGGAAGCAUGCCUACAAUGGGUCAGCUUCGAGCACAGCUCCAAGGAGUUCUGGCCAAAAACCCCCAACUGCGGCACUUGAGUCCUCAGCAGCAGCAGCAGCUUCAGGCGCUUCUCAUGCAGCGGCAGCUGCAGCAGAGCCAGAGCCAGGCAGUACGCCAGAGCCCACCCUUCCAGGAGCCUGGGACCCAGCCCUCUCCCCUCCAGGGCCUCCUAGGCCGCCAGCCCCAACUUGGAAGCUUCCCUGGCUCCCAGAUAGGCCCCCUCCAGGAGAUAGGGGCAGGGCCUCGACCUCAGGGCCCACCUCGGCUUCCUGCCCCACAAGGAGCCUUAUCAACAGGACCAGUCCUUGGCCCUGGCCAUCCCACACCUCUACCAUCCAGCCCCCAAGAGCCAAAGAGACCUUCCCCACAAUUACCUUCCCCCAGCUCCCAGCUUCCCUCUGAGGUCCAGCUCACCCCCACCCAGCCAGAGACCCCAAAGCCCCAGGGGCCACCCUUGGAGCUACCUUCUGGUAGGGUCUCACCUGCUGCUGCCCAGCUUGCGGACACCUUCUUUGGCAAGGGGCUGGGACCUUGGGACCCCCCAGAUCAUCUAGCAGAAGCUCAGAAGCCAGAGCAGAGCAACUUGGUACCUGGGCAUCAGGAGCAGGUGAAUGGACAGGCAGUAUCUGAGCCAUCCAAUCUCAGCAUCAAGCAAGAGCCUCGGGAAGAAUCAUGCGCCCUGGGGGCCCAAGCAGUGAAGAGGGAGGCCAAUGGGGAGCCACUAGGGACACCAGGUACCAGCAACCACCUCCUGCUGGCAGGCCCCCGCUCAGAGGCCGGACAUCUGCUCUUGCAGAAGCUUCUACGGGCAAAGAAUGUGCAGCUCAGCACUGGGCGGGGGCCUGAGGGGCUACGAGCUGAGAUCAACGGGCACAUUGACAGCAAGCUGGCUGGGCUGGAGCAGAAACUACAGGGUACCCCCGGCAACAAGGAGGAUGCAGCAGCAAGGAAGCCAUUGACCCCGAAGCCCAAGCGGGUACAGAAGGCAAGCGACAGGUUGGUGAGCUCCCGAAAGAAGCUGCGGAAGGAGGACGGGGUCAGGGCCAGCGAGGCCUUGCUGAAACAGCUGAAACAGGAGCUGUCCCUGCUGCCUCUAACGGAGCCUACCAUCACCGCCAAUUUUAGCCUCUUUGCCCCCUUUGGCAGUGGCUGCUCAGUCAGUGGGCAGAGCCAGCUGAGGGGGACCUUUGGAAGUGGGACACUGCCCACUGGUCCUGACUACUAUUCCCAGCUGCUUACCAAGAAUAACCUGAGUAACCCGCCGACACCACCCUCGUCGCUGCCCCCCACCCCACCCCCAUCGGUGCAGCAGAAGAUGGUGAAUGGCGUCACCCCAUCUGAAGAGCUGGGGGAGCACCCCAAGGAUGCCGCCUCUGCCCGAGAGACUGAAGGGGCACUGAGGGAUGCUUCAGAGGUGAAGAGUCUAGACCUGCUGGCCGCCUUGCCUACACCCCCUCACAAUCAGACUGAGGAUGUCAGGAUGGAGAGUGAUGAGGACAGCGAUUCUCCUGACAGCAUUGUGCCAGCUUCAUCCCCUGAGAGCAUCCUAGGGGAGGAGGCACCUCGUUUCCCUCAUCUAGGAUCAUGCCGGUGGGAGCAGGAUGACCGGGCUCUGUCCCCAGUCAUCCCCAUCAUUCCUCGGGCCACCAUCCCAGUCUUCCCAGAUACGAAACCUUACAGCACGCUGGAUCUGGAGGUCCCUGGAAAGUUGCCUGUCACAACUUGGGAAAAGGGCAAAGGAAGUGAGGUGUCAGUCAUGCUAACAGUCUCUGCUGCUGCAGCCAAGAACCUAAAUGGUGUAAUGGUGGCAGUGGCAGAGUUGCUAAGCAUGAAGAUUCCCAACUCAUAUGAAGUGCUCUUCCCAGAGAGUCCCGCCCGGGCAGGCAUUGAGCCUAAGAAGGGGGAAGCUGAGGGCCCUGGUGGGAAAGAAAAAGGUCUGGGAGUCAAGAGCCCAGAAGCUGGCCCUGAUUGGCUAAAGCAGUUUGAUGCAGUGUUGCCUGGCUAUACCCUCAAGAGCCAGCUUGAUAUCUUGAGCCUCCUAAAACAGGAGAGCCCUGCCCCAGAGCCACCCACCCAGCACAGCUACACCUACAAUGUCUCCAAUCUGGAUGUGCGACAACUCUCAGCCCCACCGCCUGAAGAACCCUCCCCACCCCCCUCACCCUUGGCACCCUCUCCUGCCAGCCCCCCGGCAGAAGCCAUGGUGGAACUCCCGGCCGAGCCCUCGGCUGAGCCACCAGUCCCCUCCCCUCUGCCACUGGCCUCGUCCCCUGAAUCAGCCAAGCCCAAGCCCCGAGCCCGGCCCCCAGAAGAAGGGGAGGAUUCCCGCCCCCCUCGCCUGAAGAAGUGGAAGGGGGUGCGCUGGAAGCGGCUGCGGCUACUCCUGACCAUCCAUAAGGGCAGUGGGCGGCAGGAGGAUGAGCGGGAAGUGGCAGAGUUUAUGGAGCAGCUUGGCACUGCCCUACGACCUGACAAGGUGCCUCGAGACAUGCGGCGCUGCUGCUUCUGCCAUGAGGAGGGUGACGGGGCCACUGAUGGGCCCGCCCGCCUGCUGAACCUGGACCUGGACCUAUGGGUACAUCUCAACUGUGCCCUCUGGUCCACAGAGGUGUAUGAGACCCAGGGCGGGGCGCUGAUGAACGUGGAGGUUGCACUGCACCGGGGGCUGCUCACCAAGUGCUCCCUGUGCCAGCGCACUGGUGCCACCAGCAGCUGCAAUCGCAUGCGUUGCCCCAAUGUCUACCAUUUUGCCUGUGCAAUCCGCGCCAAGUGCAUGUUCUUCAAGGACAAGACCAUGCUCUGUCCAGUGCAUAAGAUCAAGGGGCCUUGCGAGCAGGAGCUGAGCUCGUUCGCAGUCUUCCGGCGGGUCUACAUCGAGCGGGAUGAGGUGAAGCAAAUCGCCAGCAUCAUCCAGCGGGGAGAGCGACUGCACAUGUUCCGUGUGGGAGGCCUUGUAUUCCAUGCCAUCGGGCAGCUGCUCCCUCACCAGAUGGCUGACUUUCACAGUGCCACCGCCCUCUAUCCUGUGGGCUACGAGGCCACACGCAUCUACUGGAGCCUCCGCACCAACAACCGCCGCUGUUGCUACCGCUGCUCCAUCAGCGAGAACAACGGACGGCCAGAGUUCAUAAUCAAAGUCAUCGAGCAGGGCCUGGAAGACCUGGUCUUUACCGACGCCUCUCCACAGGCUGUGUGGAAUCGUAUCAUCGAGCCUGUGGCUGCCAUGAGAAAAGAGGCCGACAUGCUGCGGCUCUUUCCUGAGUACCUGAAAGGCGAAGAGCUCUUUGGCUUGACGGUGCAUGCUGUGCUUCGCAUAGCUGAAUCACUGCCUGGGGUGGAGAGCUGUCAAAACUAUUUAUUCCGCUAUGGGCGCCACCCUCUAAUGGAGCUGCCACUCAUGAUCAACCCCACUGGCUGUGCCCGAUCGGAGCCUAAAAUCCUCACACACUACAAACGGCCCCACACCCUGAACAGCACCAGCAUGUCCAAGGCAUAUCAGAGCACCUUCACAGGCGAAACCAACACCCCAUACAGCAAGCAGUUUGUGCACUCCAAGUCAUCUCAGUACCGGCGGCUGCGCACAGAGUGGAAGAACAAUGUCUAUCUGGCUCGUUCCCGGAUCCAGGGCCUAGGGCUCUAUGCAGCCAAAGACCUAGAGAAGCACACAAUGGUCAUCGAAUACAUUGGCACUAUCAUUCGCAAUGAGGUGGCCAACCGGCGGGAGAAAAUCUAUGAAGAGCAGAACCGAGGCAUCUAUAUGUUCCGGAUAAACAAUGAGCAUGUGAUUGAUGCUACCUUGACCGGAGGCCCUGCCAGGUACAUUAACCAUUCCUGUGCCCCAAAUUGUGUGGCGGAAGUUGUGACAUUUGACAAAGAGGACAAAAUCAUCAUCAUCUCCAGCCGGCGAAUCCCCAAAGGAGAGGAGCUGACCUAUGACUAUCAGUUUGACUUUGAGGACGAUCAGCACAAGAUCCCCUGCCACUGUGGAGCCUGGAAUUGUCGGAAAUGGAUGAACUAA